CCACUGUUCUAAUGUGGCGAUCUAUCUUCCGAACUAUAAAAUCUUCAGGUUCUCCUGUGACUUCUUUGCCACUCCACUCUCCAUCACACUUUCACUACUCGUACGGUUCCCACUGUUUUCAGUUCUCUCAUGAUUCAAUUACUCGACAUGACCUCUACUGCCAACGCCAAAUAUUGUAUGGACUUGGAUGAAUCUGAGUCCUCUCAACGAAUGCAAUUCCAUGUCAUUGGAACGAAAGACUUUAUAUCUCCCAAAUCGCACGGGAAGAGACCUAGUAAUGCUUUCGUAGGCAUGAGAGUAGUCGGGGAUACACCGAGAGAUAAAGCAUACCUUUCGACGUCUGUUGUUAAAUGCAAGAGUGCAGAUGAACCAGAGUGGUAUGAUAACCUCGGACCGAUGUGGCUUUCGCCAUUCUCAACUAUCUCAUUCCAUGUGAAGACUCGUUCAAAGUUUUCGAAGACUACAGCAAUACUAGCAUCUACCGAAACCUAUACACUGAAGAAGCUGAGAAAGAUGCAAGGGCACAUGGAUCGUCAAUCCACCAUUGCCCUGCCGCUCCGCUCUCAUAACCCCCAUACGGAUCUUCCGACAGGCGGAGUACUUAUCAUAAACAUUCGGGAGCUGUCAACUUCGAAAUCGGCUAUGGAGGAGUACAUUAGUCUCAGAUCUGCCGGGAGUCAACGAAGUAGCCUCGAGGACGGAAGCUUGGAAAUUCAAGAGGGCGUAUCUCCUCUGUCUCCAGUCUCCAGUGAAAAUCGAACACUGCCAUGACGAUAUAGAUAUUGAGAUGUUACGAAUGAUGAUCUGGACCUUCGACUACCUGUAAAAUAUACCAAAUGAGAUGUAUUAUUUAGGUUACAAGGCAUGAGGCUGUAUUUCUUGUAUGCAUUUGUAAACACUGGAUCCAAGUUAUCACAUAUAAUUCCUUCGUCCAAUCUCCCCAACUGAUACUAAUUUUGCGUCCGUGAAACCCUAUUUUAUUCUUCCGCUAGUACGGGAGAACAUCGUCUUCAAGUUCGAGUU
This is a messenger RNA of Lentinula edodes (shiitake mushroom), 1023 nucleotides long. RefSeq lists its product as uncharacterized. The record is from RefSeq and is a predicted model, not a curated record. The transcript is spliced from 5 exons. The coding region runs from base 130 to 771 and encodes 213 amino acids. NCBI's taxonomy places the organism in Eukaryota, Fungi, Basidiomycota, Agaricomycetes, Agaricales, Omphalotaceae.